GAUCCGCCCUAGACCAAAUAAUUAUGACGUCUUGCAAGGCUUUUUUAUAACUUUUUUAUGACAUAAAAAUAUAAAAAAGCCUUGCAAGACGUCAUAAUUAUUUGGACUAGAUCCGCCCCUGCUGAGGAUCACACAUACAUGUGCUGAGUUAAAGCAUAAAUUUGUGGACUUGCACCCACAUACCUUUAAUUGGGAAAGCAUAUACUGUAAUUUAAUUGCAUGACAUCUUGUUUUUGUACACAAAUUAUCACAAAGACUUUUCAAUUUUCUUCUUCUUUUUACAGCCCCUUAGAACUGCAAUUAAAUUGUGGAUCCGCCCUUCUCUAAACAAUUUAAAUUAAAGAACCUUUUCUUUGAAUUCCAGAGUUCUUCCAAAGUUGCCGGCCAGGAGAGAAACUGCAAUCAUUUCUGUUGUCAAAGAUGGAGAAAUAUUCCGAAAAUUCAUAGUAAGAACAGACAUAGUAACGUUGCUAAAGUUAGAAAGCGGAGAUGAAGAGGCUAUUUCCCGAUUUUUGGAAGAAAGGGAUUAUGUCGAUGGUCAGGUAACUGUUAGUAUCCUGAGAGUGGAAUCUAGCCAAGCUACGGAUAUGCCUAGUAUGAGCACUCAAGCCAGCACAAGUGCCACUAGCCAAGCCAGCACAAGUGCCACUAGCCAAGCCAGCACAAGUGCCACUAGCCUAGCCAGCACAAGUGCCAAACAGAUACCAUCGACAAGCUCAACAUGGUCUAAAGAUUCUGAAAAAUUUUUGCUUGAUUUGUAUGAUAAAUACGAGAAGAGUAAAUCCUUCAUAAAAAAUAAAUGGGUGAGAAUAUCCCAAGAGAUUGCGGAAAAACUCUCAAUACAAGUUAUUCCAGAGCAGUGUAGGAUCAAAAUAAGAAGUAUGAAGGAUAGAUUUGAAAGAAUGAAAAAGAAACUAAAAACAAGUGGCGAGAGUAACAUUGAAAUCCCAACAGAAUUUACAGUGUUUGAAAGCCAACAUGAUGUACAACCAAAAUAUCUGUUGGAUUCCAGUAAGCCUAAAAAAGCUGAAAGUUCCAGUGAAGAGGAAGAAACUAGUAACCCAACGCCUUCCAAGAGAAAAAUGAAAGUGUCUACUUCAUGUCCUGAACCUCAAGUUGACCUCAUGACGCCUUUCACUAAGAAUUCCUGGAGGGGGUAUCUUUUACAUCAGUCGUGUAACAUUGCUGGUCAUUCAUGCCGAAAUAGCAUUGUAAAAAGCAUAAACCAAAGGGAGAUGGGAGGUUUUUUAGGAAAUCCUUUUGGAUUUAUUAGAGUUGCUUACCUGACUAGGUUUCCAACCACUACGCCAAGAUACCAAACAUGUGACAAGAUGACGAAACAAAUCGAGUUUAAAUUUCAUUCAGGAUGUCAAAAUGGAUGCUAAAGGCUAAAGAAAAGAAGAAAAAGAAGACAACUGAUCGUUUCGAGUUAUUGGCUGAGGCAUCAGAAAGGCGACACACGGAAAAAAUGGAAUGCUUCAAAAGUCUUAUAGAUGUCAUGAAAGACAUUGCAAAAAAGUAGAUCCAG
Molecule: messenger RNA, 1528 nt
Organism: Mytilus trossulus (common blue mussel)
Lineage: Eukaryota; Metazoa; Mollusca; Bivalvia; Mytilida; Mytilidae
Exons: 5
Coding region: 588-1385 (265 amino acids)
Source: RefSeq, a predicted model, not a curated record